This is a messenger RNA of Ailuropoda melanoleuca (giant panda), 6404 nucleotides long. RefSeq names its product sodium channel and clathrin linker 1 (gene SCLT1). NCBI's taxonomy places the organism in Eukaryota, Metazoa, Chordata, Mammalia, Carnivora, Ursidae. Gene Ontology annotation, cellular component: centriole. The transcript is spliced from 20 exons. Gene Ontology annotation, biological process: cilium assembly; clustering of voltage-gated sodium channels. The coding region runs from base 185 to 2179 and encodes 664 amino acids. The record is from RefSeq and is a predicted model, not a curated record.
UUACCGGCCGGGAUUCGGGUGAACGUGGAACAGAAUUCACUUGGAGGGUCUCCAGCAGAACCGAAAUCUGAAGUCCGUUGCCUGAGCGAGGGGCUAGGCUGGGACUCGGGAGAAGAAGGCGCGGCGGGGCUGUCGACGCCGCAAAGUGAAGGUGGUGAAAGCUCCAAACUAAAAUGAUACCGAAAUGGCCACAGAAAACGACUUUCUGAGACAUCGAAAUCAACAACUGUGUGAAGUUCUUAGACAGUAUCAAAUGGAAAAUUUUUCUAAAUAUUCAUCGGUGCAGAAAGCUGGCUUCAAAGGAGAUGGAGAUGACACAUUAGAAAACACAAUAGUUGAUCAAAGCUUUUUAGCUCCUCUUAUUAUUGAGUAUGAGAAGCAUCUGGAAGAGCUAACUGGGCAGCUGAAGUAUUAUCAGAAGCAGAUGGGCGAGAUGAAACUACAACUUGAAAAUGUCGUCAAGGAAAAUGAAAGGUUGCACAGCGAAUUAAAAGAUGCUGUUGAAAAGCAACUGGAGACCCUUCCCUUUGGCAUAGACAUGGGAAAUGAUAUAUAUACAGAUGAUGAAACAGUCACCAAUCUACGAGAACAAUUACAACUGGCCAAUCAAGAAAAAACUCAGGCUGUGGAACUCUGGCAGACUGUUUCUCAGGAGUUGGACAGACUUCAGAGACUUUACCAGGAACAUAUGACUGAGGCCCAGGUUCAUGUAGUUGAAAGUCAAAAACAAAAGGAUCAAUUGACCAAUUUUCAAAAACUGACCAAGCAACUUCAUGUAACUAAUGAGAACAUAGAAAUGACUAACCAACACUUCCUGAAAACAGUAACUGAACAAAGUGUGGAAAUCGAGCAACUUCGAAAACAACUUAGGGAAGCCAAGUUAGAUCUGAGAGUUGCAGCAGCAAAAGUGGAAGAGUUAACUAACGCGACUGAAGAUCUUCAAGGACAAAUGCGAAAGAAGGAGGAGGAUAUGUUGUCUGCCCAAGGAAGAGAGGAAGCAUCAGAUAGGCGUUUACAGCAGUUACAAUCUAGUAUAAAACAAUUAGAAACAAGACUCUGUGUAGCAAUCCAAGAAGCCACCCAAUUAAGAGCACAAAAAACACAUUUGGAAAAACAGACCAGAGAAUUACAAGCAAAGUGCAAUGAAUUAGAAAAUGAACAAUAUGAAGCUAUUGUAAGAGCCAGAAAUAGCAUGCGGCUCUUAGAAGAAGCUAACCUUCAAAAAAAUCAGGCUCUACUUGAGGAGAAGCAAAAAGAAAAAGAUAUAGAAAAAAUGAAAGAAACGAUCUCUCGGCUUCUGCAAGAUGCUGCCAUAAGAACCAGGAAGGAAGUUGCAAGCACAAGAAAACAGUGUAAUAUACAGAUUUCUCGACUAACAGAAGAACUUUCAGCCCUUCAAAUGGAGUGUGCUGAAAAACAAAGCCAAAUUGAACGAGCCAUUAGGGAGAAAAAAGCAAUGGAAGAAGAACUAGAAAAGAUUUACCGUGAAGGCAGAGUAAAUGAAGGAGAUUACAGAAAACUAGAAGAAAUGCACCAAAGAUGCCUGGUUGCAGAGCGUUCAAAAGAUGAUCUUCAGCUAAGACUUAAGACAGCAGAAAAUAAAAUAAAACAACUUGAAAUAAAUUCCUCAGAAGAGAUAUCACGUUGCCAAGAAAUGAUUCAGAAACUUCAAAACGUAUUGGAGUCUGAGAGAGAGAACUGUGGAUUUGUCAGUGAACAAAGGCUGAAACUUCAGCAAGAAAAUGAACAGUUACAGAAAGAGACUGAGGAUUUAAGAAAGAUUGCUCUCGAGGCUCAAAAAAAAGCCAAAUUAAAGAUCAGUACAAUGGAACAUGAAUUUUCAAUAAGGGAACAUGGAUUUGAAGUUCAACUGAGAGAGCUGGAAGACAGUAAUCGAAAUUCCACUGUUGAACUGAGGCAUCUCGUAGUGACUCAACAGAAGGCGGCCAAUAGGUGGAAAGAAGAAACAAAGAAACUUACUGAAAGUGCAGAAAUUAGAAUCAGUAAUUUAAAGGUCACAGUGAUCAAACUAGCAAAUCCCAAAGAUCUCUGCAGAUCAUACUCUCCUGAUAACUACUUCAGCUCUGCUGCCCAUUCUAGUAAUGAUGACCACAUUUUCUUUGGAGAUUUAAGGCUGCUACAUCACCCUUGUCAUCAAGAAUCCUAUCAUCAGCAUUGAAUUCAGGAAGCCCAGUUCCAUGGUAGCGGUUGUCAUUUCUGUUCCACAGUGAAUAACCACUACAGAGCUCUGCAGGGAUACUGGAGCAACUCUCAUGACCGUAUUUCACAGUCUUUCUGGAGAAAAUAUCCUCUGGAUCCUCCUGAGGGGUCAGAGUUGAAGGAUGCAUGAGCUGCUUUUACAUAAAAAAAUAAAAAAUAAAAAUAAAAAAACCUCACCGUUGUCUUCCAAUCUCCCCCCAGCCUUUGGUAACUUCCUCUACACUAUUGAUUCUCAAAUGGGGAUUACUUUAUGCUUCUCCCCUCCCUGGUACAUUUGUCUUGAAAAUAUCCAAAGACAUGUAGGGAUGAUUCUGGAUCUAGUGUACAGAGGCCAGGGAUGCUGCUAAACAUCCUGUAAUGCAUAGCAUAGCCCCUCACAACAAAGGAUUUUUCAGCCAAAGAUGUCAGAAGUGCCAAAGGUGACAAACCUUGCUUUACACCAUAACAAGUAAUUUCUUACAUUUCAAUAUCAUUCAGUAUAGGUUACCCUUAAACCCAGAUUUUGUUCAACUAACCAAACAAAUCAAGAUACUUGAGCUAACACACUGAAUCCAGAAUAUCUGCUUUGUAAGCCCACAUUGAAAAAUUUGGCCUAAUCUGUUACUUCUUCCACUGUAAUACAGCACCUUUAGGAUCCAUUAACGCACAUAUUGCCCAGGUUCUGUUUACAUACAAUUGGCAGAAUCGUGUAAUGAUUUUAGGGUAUUCUGCCUCCUUAUAGGUCUUGUUUUGUAGGUCAUUCCGUAGAGCCUAUCAAACUUGACUAAGGCUGUAGAUAUAGAAGUAGUGAAUGAAUGAAUGAAUGAUGCUGAGGUAAAUCCUGAAGGGAAUCACCUAUUCCUUGUAAAGCAACUCCCUCAGAGGAGACUGUUACAAACUCUUUAGGCAGAGAAUAUACUUACCUUUCCAAAUAGUGUGGAAGGACUGCUUCUACUGGCAAAGGAGGCACGGUGGAAUUUAGGGAUUCAAGGCCCCAGCUUCAUUGAAGUCUGUCUGAACACAUGUUCCCAUCUCAAUUUUCAGGGAAGGAGAGACCCUGCAAGUUUAGGAAUUCAGUUUGUGUUAUAAUUUAGCCACAUACAGGAUUAGACUUUGCAUUUGAUUAUCAAAAAUCUUGGCUUUGCAACCAGAGGAGAUAGGGUUUCUUUUAAGGUAGUCAUGAUAGCUUUCAAGUCCCUAACCUGGACAUUGAGCUCAGAAUUUAAAACUCUGAGCUAUUUAUUGUGAUCCUCAAAGUUGUCCAGUGUACCUAGAAGUCCCAUUAUGCUCCUCAUUCAAUAGUGUUUUGUGUCCUUAACUACUUGGUCACUCAAAAACUUAUCCUUUAUAGGCGCAUAUAUAGGUGAUAAUUUAAGUAACUGUUUUGCCAUUGCAUAGCAUGGAUUACGAGUGUACUCUUUACCAGUGGCCUUUAAAUCUAAUCAAAGCAGAGAACCAAUUCCGGAUAAUCCAGAACCAGUUAGAGUACUCAUUCCUGAGGUUAUAUUCCUCUGGGACUACUUCUGGAAUUGAAACCAAUUUCUAUAUGUAUCAGUUUAUUCAGAAAAACAGAGCUACUCUGAGUCAUAUAGAAUAUGGGAUUUAUUUUGGGAAUUAGGUCUGACACAGUUGUAGGAACUGGUAGAGAAGUCAGUGCAGUGCAGUUGUCUCUGCAUCUGGUAUUAAGCCUAAAGUCACUAUGGGCCGCCUUAGCUUGAAGUCGUGAAGAAAACCUGGAUAUGAAUGAAGGCAACUCUAAGGACAAACUGGAACCCUGUUUUCAUUUAUAUCUCAUCAUCUCCAACACUGCCAUAGAUGACCUGCAGGGAAAGCUGACGCCUUUUACCAUUGCAUCUGCACAUGACUCAAGAGGCUGAGAUAGGACAUCUGCCAAGGGGCAGAAGAUGGAAUUGCUAUGGACCCAAGUAGAGCUCCACACCAACAUAGUGACCUAACAUAUUAGCAACAAUGUGUAUGAGUUGCCGCAGUGCCAGGGGACCUGCCAGCCUUCAGAGCCUGCUGCACAAAUUUGUUUUAUGAUCAACACCAACCCAGGACCAGGCAGGGAAGGGAAUGCUGGGAAAUGUAGUUCCAGCUUAGCUAAGUUGAUGUAGUCCAAAGCUGCCACCAUCUGUUUGUCAUAACUUAAUUAAAUGACGUUGAGCAGUUCACAAUGUUUACAUAAGGAAAUAGGAAACCAUAUAAUAUAAAAUAGACUUAAAUGAACAUCAGUCUAAAGAUUUCAUUUAUGAUAGCUAUAACUUGUUGAAUAUAUACUGUUUGCCACUUUACAAACUCAUAUAAUGAUCACAAAAACUUUAUGAAGUAAAUGCUGUAAUAUUCCCUGUAUUAGGGUUCUCCAGAGAAACAGAACUAAUAGGGUGUGGGUGUGUGUGGGUGUGUGUGUGUCUGUGUCUGUGUCUGUGUGUGUCUGUGUAUGUAAGUGUAAAAAGGUUUAUUUUAAGGAAUUGGCUCAUGUGCUUGUGGAGCUUAGCAAGUUUAAAGUUUUUCUGAGGGAGAAAACUGACAAGCUAGAGACUCAAGAAGGAGUUGCAGUUUGAGUCCAAAUACAUUCAGGCUGGAGACCUGAAGAGCCAUUGUUACUGUUCAAGUUCAAAGACCAUCUCUUGCAGAAUUCCCUCUUGCUUGGGAGAAGUAAGCUUUUUGUUCUCUUAGGCCAUCAACUAAUUGUAUGAGGUCCACCCACAUUAUGGAAGGCAUUCUACUUUACUCAAAGUCCAGUGAUUUAAAUGUAAAUCUCAUCUAAAACAUUCUUACAGAAACAUCCAGAGUAAUGCUUGAUUAAACAUCUGGGCACCAUGGCCCAGACAAGUUGACACAUAAAAUUAACCAUCACACUCUCCAUUUUACACAUGAGGAAACUCUAGACUUUAAAAAAUUUAUAAAGAUUCGUAAUCCAUUAUCUGCAAUUUUGGAUUUGAAAAAACUCUGAAAAUAGAAUUUUCCUAAGUUAGCUGCCUACGCUUUGGUGGCAAACCUGACUUGAACUGACAGGAGGCUGUUUACGGUAUAAGUUAUUUAUGUGUGCACACAUACCCAUAUACACAUAUAUACACAUACACACAAACAUUUCAUUUAUUGUGCCUAUUCGUAUGUUUUACUGAGAAAUAUUUCUGACUGUUGUAAUCUCUAUCCUACUCUAAACCUCUAAAAUAUUUUCUUGGAUGUCUUAGGCUUUGCUAUAUUGUAUAUGUAAUUUGCACACACCAACUAAUUACUCCCAGUAGAUUAUUGAUAGUGAAUGUGUUUUAUUUUAGUUUGUAUUCUCUGAAGUAUCAAGCAAAGUACUUUGCCAAAAGGAAGCACAUAGAAUGUAGAAUGUAAUUGCCUGGAGUCUGUCAAAAUAGUUUUUACACAACCCUAUCUAUAGCUUUCAUCUGGGCUAGAAAGCUUGUUAAGGCCCUUUACAACUUGUGACUUCAGGAAUAGUACUUGAUUUUUUGAAAAAUAAUUCACCCAAGUUGUAUACUCAUUUUAUUAUCAAGGAAUUUUUACAUGAUUCCCUGGAGUUGUGCCACUAUUACAUAGGAGUGUGAGUUGUAAGAUCAUCCAUAUUUUUUGGUAGGAUAUUUUAUUAGUUCAGGAAGAUCAAAGAACAUCUUCAGAAAUUAUCGAUAUCCUAGACUUUAAGUUUUAUAGAUAUUAGAUUCUGUACAUUGAUAUUUUAAUAUAUAGGAUUAAAUAUUUUUACCAAUAAAACACCUUAAUUUAUGCAACAGAUGUCCUAUAAAUCAAAUUCUUACAUCUGAAAUCAUCUUAAAUGCUCUGAUUCAUGCUUUUAAAAUAACCUGUAAAGUAAGUGCUCUGGGAAGGAAAAUUUGUAUAGUUGUUUUCAAUUAUAGACAAAUCAGUGAUUCUCAAGAAUUAUUUUUCCUCCAAAAUAUAAACUGAGGCAGAGUACAAAAUAGAGAUGUCCCCACAUGUGGUACACACAAAAGAUCAAAACAGAGUGAAGAUGAAAAAAAAAGAGUAGACUUGAAUCACCUUAGAGGAAGAUGGAGAACAUACUGGUGACAUUAAACCAGAUGGGCUAUAAUCAUAAAAAGAAAUUGAGUGAAAUACUUUUUUAGUGAAAAUAUGCAAAGUAAAUCUGAAAACAUGAAACUUUGGUAGCUGUGGUGUGGGGUUUUUUUGCAGCUGUCAAUUAGCUUUGUUUUAAGUUUUUAUUUUAAUUCCUGUUCAUU